UCCGGGAGUGAAGGGUGCACCUGUUCUGCGCAUGCGCAGUGGCGCUGAUCGAGUCGCAGUGAUGCCAGAGACCCUCUGGAUGCUCCGUACACGGAUGGGUUUAUCACCGUCUGCUUCUGCCCCGGGCCUUUGAGCGGAUCCGGUUCAAUCUGGGACGAAGGUGUUGUUCUCAGCACGGAAUAACGGGAUCCCGGACCUCGCGCUGAAUGUCAUUAGAAGCGGUUUUCAUCGCGCUACGACGAUCAGGAUUUGAGUCUCGGUGAUGGAGAUUAUAAAGCAUAUAAUCAACGACACGGUUGAGUUCUACAGAUGGAGCCUGACCAUCGCAGACAAGCGUGUGGAGAGAUGGCCGUUGAUGGACUCUCCGCUGCCCACGCUGGCCAUCAGCUCCUCGUACCUGCUCUUCCUCUGGCUCGGGCCCAGGUUCAUGCAGGGCCGAGAGCCCCUCCAGCUGAGGAAGACCCUCAUCCUCUACAACUUCAGCAUGCUCGUCCUCAACUUAUUCAUAUUCAAAGAGCUCUUCCUCGCUGCACGAGCGGCUAACUACAGCUACAUCUGUCAGCCUGUGGACUACUCAGAUGAUCCCAAUGAAGUGAGGGUGGCAGCAGCUCUGUGGUGGUACUUUAUUUCUAAAGGUGUGGAGUACCUCGACACGGUGUUCUUCAUCUUACGCAAGAAGUUCAACCAAAUCAGCUUCCUGCACGUCUAUCACCACUGCACCAUGUUCACUCUGUGGUGGAUCGGCAUCAAAUGGGUCGCUGGUGGACAGUCGUUCUUCGGGGCUCAUAUGAAUGCAGCCAUCCAUGUCCUGAUGUACUUGUAUUAUGGGCUGGCCGCAUUCGGUCCAAAAAUACAGAAAUAUCUGUGGUGGAAGAAGUAUCUGACCAUCAUCCAAAUGGUCCAGUUUCACGUCACCAUCGGCCACACGGCUCUGUCUCUGUACUCCGACUGUCCGUUCCCUAAGUGGAUGCACUGGUGUCUGAUCGGAUACGCCCUCACCUUCAUCAUCCUCUUCGGGAAUUUCUAUUACCAGACGUACCGUCGUCAGCCCCGGCGCGAGACCACGGCCAAACCCAGCAAAGCCCUUCAUAACGGAGCCUACAACGGAGCCCUGAGCUCCAGCAACGGAAAGACGGACGAGAAACCAGCCGCGGCCGAGAGCGGCAGGAGGAGGAGGAAGGGCAGAGCCAAGCGUGAUUAAAACGGCUGACAGGUUAAAGGUCAGGAGCUGUUCACACACCUGUGGUCAAACCCCAAUGGUUACCAACAAACAGUAUGACUGCAGAGAGAGAGAGACACAAGCCUAGAUGUAGAGAGACUGAACAAUAUCUUCCCUCUCCGUCCUCCUUAAAGGGACAGUUCACCCAAAAAAUCAUGUACUCACCCUCAAGUUGUUCCAAACCUGUACGAGUUUCUUUCUUAUGUUACACACACAAAAAAAAGAUGUUUUGAAGAAUGCUAGUAAACAAACAAUUGACAGCAGCCAUUAACUUCCAUAGUACAGAAAAAAAUACUAUGGAAGUAGGGCUGUGCGAUAAAUCGAUAAAGCCAGUUCUGUGAUUAGUAGUAAAUCUCCAUCACGUGCUUUCAGACGGAGCAUUUACUACACAGAGCCAUAGUUCACUGGAAAAAUACGUUGAUAUAAUGAAAACGUUCUGUGAUUUGCGUAGCUUCUCAUCUCAGUUACUAUACGGCUCUGUAGUAAACGCUGCUCCAUCUGAAAAUACCACAUUUACAACAUGUUUUGACUCCCAACUCACUUCACAACGUCAGUCGAGUGUUUGAAAUAAAUCCUUCUGCGAGAUCAUGUGACUCCUUACACUGAAUAAGGCACGCAACAUAUUUCAUACUAUGCUAAAGGCACUGCAUUAUUAUAUACUUUAUUACAAGGAAAGUUCUAAAAACCUUUAUUAGUCAUGUUAAAUCAAUGAAAGCAGUCUUCAGAUGGAGAUUUACUGCUGAUCACAGAAGCGUGCUUCACUGACAGGAUGCGAGCAUGAAUAUCGCAGCUUUUGGCUAAUAUCGAUCGUGAUUUAUCAUGCAGCCCUAUGUGGAAGUCACUGGCUACUGUCAACUGGGUGAAGAGCGUUAAUGAUUAAAGAGUUGUCAUGUUUGGUGAACUGUCCCUUUAAGUUUGGCACAUUAUUUUAUGUGUCUACCCUUUUUACAUCAUUGUCCGAAUGCCAGAAAAGUCCCGCGUCUCAUCAGUGUACGAUGAUUAUAAGAAAGAAUUCAUGAUGGGUUUUUCAUCAUUUUUUAUAAUGAGAUCCAAAAGUCAUCCAGUGAGAUUUCUUGACAUGAAAAGUGUCUCCAGCGUGAUCUGAGAACCAAAACCAUUUGGAAGAUGUGAUCAGUGACACUGAUAGUCACAUAGAAAUCUGAAAUGUUUCAUCUUCAUUUGACAGAUUUUGGACCUCACUGUAUGCCAUGUAAAGCAUAUGUAAGUGUCUGUUUAUCUGAAGCGUUCAUGUUUCUUGUUUCAUUGGUCCUGUGCUUUAAAACACAUCACGCAGCUUCAGCUUCUCUCAGAAAGACCAAUCACUGAGAAUAUACAGUUAUAUUGUGUUGUCUGUUGUUUCAGAACAGUGUUCAGAAUCAGUCAAACCUGCGAUAUGAAUGAUGGGAAAGAUAAACUUCAGUUCAGUGGCUUUGAAACGGAUCUAAUAUCUGCUUCCAUUAUCAGAUGAAUCAGACCAGAACCGAUCAUUUAUUGGCUCGGAUGGAUGUGUUUGAAUUAUCGAGUGUCUCACAGGAUAAAAAGGCUUUUAGUUUGAUUGGGAAAUGACUGCACCUCAUAAACUGAACUAAACAGGAUUGGGAAAUAUGUUUGUAGCUACUGUACUGUAUUGUGCGUUAAUAAAGUCUUAAGCUCCA
This is a messenger RNA of Carassius auratus (goldfish), 2874 nucleotides long. It is a transcript of the gene elovl4a, whose product is annotated as ELOVL fatty acid elongase 4a. Gene Ontology annotation, molecular function: fatty acid elongase activity. Gene Ontology annotation, biological process: fatty acid elongation, polyunsaturated fatty acid; fatty acid elongation, monounsaturated fatty acid; sphingolipid biosynthetic process. Gene Ontology annotation, cellular component: endoplasmic reticulum membrane; endoplasmic reticulum. The record is from RefSeq and is a predicted model, not a curated record. NCBI's taxonomy places the organism in Eukaryota, Metazoa, Chordata, Actinopteri, Cypriniformes, Cyprinidae. The transcript is spliced from 7 exons. The coding region runs from base 263 to 1201 and encodes 312 amino acids.